AUAUUUCUAUGAAAAUUGAAAAGGAUGUUGGGAGAAUUUCGCGAGUUUGUAAAAUUUAUCCACGAAGUAACAGGGGAUUACCCCGUCAAACUGGUUGAAUUUUUUCGGGAUAUAUUUAUUUACGUUUGUGACGAUAAAAUACCGCCAAUAUUUGAAUAUCCGUGCUCUGCAGUUACGAAACCCACACCGUUGACUACUUCACUUGAGAAAUAUUUUACUAGCCAAACUAAUGACUUCUAUGAAUUAACGUACAACGAAGGGUGGGAUCAGUUGGAAGAACACUUGGGACCUGAUCUUCUGCGAUUCUGUCUCACUGAGUGUGUAUUUGCUAGGAAAACAAAUGCCGGUGCUUUUAUGGUAUCAAACUUAUCAAAUUUGCGCAACAAAAUACCAGUCAACUCGUCUGAAAAACUAAACAAAUGCUUUUAUCACACAGCUAAAUGCCAAGAAGAAAAUACAGACGUUGUGGUCGUUUCCCAAGACGAUAAGAUUAGAGAUUGGGAGAAGCUGCAGAAAAAUCUGAUUCACUUAUUUUGUCUUGAGGAAAUAGAUAUCUCGACGGAUGCAAGUUUGUUCAAAACUUCGAAUAGUCGAAAGUUUCCAGAUAGUCAUAUACUAGUCAAGAAAAAUAGUACGACGACUAUAUUUUCACAGGUCAUCAACACUCGAGUAGGAUGUAACAAAAUUGUUGAGUAUGAGGAUUGCAUUGAGCCGCUAGAGCUGGUGCUCAAGAAACUGAAGAAAGCUCAUUCCAAAUACGAUUACGAAAAGGCGCUGAAUAGACUGACUACUUCAAACGCAGUAGUUACUAGUGGUGAAAAGACGAUCAAGCACCACAAUUCUGGAAAUCAGCUACCACUUCCGGUCUUAAAAAAAUAUUUCACAAAUAUUUUUAACCAUGUGAUUCCACGGGAAUUGUUUGGUAGUAACAAGAACAAAAAUACUGUGAUAAAAGUGAUUUGCCACUUGCUUGAAACACCUCAGUAUCAGUCCAUUAAUUUGAAGUCAUACAUUCUAAAAAUGAGAGUAUGUGAAAUCCGUUGGCUGGACAGUGUCAAGAACAGUGACGCACAAUGGACAAUAUUGGGAAAAUUACUAAAAUGGUUUUUCAAAAACUACAUACUAGAAAUAUUUCGUACUCAAUUAUAUGUAAUGGUGACAAACAGUAAAAAGAAAAUUUACUUCAAACAAAUGGAUUGGCAAAAACUGACCGCUGAAUUUAUCAAGAAAAUGUGUCAGGACAAAGUUAUCGCCAGAGUCAAUGGCGUCACUACAAAGGUCUCCUGCGACGGUAGGUGGAUUCUAUUUCCAAAGAAGGAUGGAGUGAGGCCUAUUAUGUCUCGAGUUAGGGGCAGCGAAAUAGGGGAAUAUACAAAACUGGCUCUCUGCUUUCUGCAGCAGCUGCUCAUGACAAAGUAUGGGGAGUCAGGAAAUCAAAUUUUCAUUGAAAAGUGGCGAAAUCUGGUACAUAAAUUUCGGAAUGAAAAGAACAAAACUAUGUACUUAGUGUGUUGUGAUAUCCAGAAUGCGUAUGGGUCCAUAGAUCAGAAUAAACUUCUGGCAAUUGUGGAAUCACUUGCUAAUUCAGCUGGUCCGCAACUGAACCUGAAAUGGUAUAAAAUAUGCAAAAAUAUCAAGGCAGUAAAGUCGGACUGCUCUAGAUCCAAGAAAUGUUUCAGGUAUCCAGAUCUCGAACUACCGAUACGCUCGAAAUCAAUAUUUUCCUGCAGAUCUGAUAGGGUGGUCAAAGUCAGAACAAAAAUGUUGCUUCGUGAAAUUAAGAAAAAUGUACUAAUGCAGAAUAUACUUAUAUUGAAUCAAAGGUAUUUACUUCAAAAAGGAAUUGCUCAGGGAGCUAUAUUAUCAACUGCGUUAUGUGACUUGUAUUAUGCACACAUGGUAGAAGCGAAUAUGGCAGAAUUCAAGGAUAAGGGUUUACUAUGUCGAUAUGUCGAUGACUUUCUAUUCGCAACAGAAGAUAAAGACUCGGCUGAACGAUUUUUACAGCAUGUAAAUAAAGGAUGCCCAGAUUAUAACUGCAGUUUCAAUGCCGCUAAGACAAGAACAAAUUUACCAGGACAUGAGCAUACUAUGAACGAUAUCACCUAUCUUGGCUACAAUAUCCACCCUAAAACUCUAGAGGUAACGUCAGAUUUUUCAAAAAGCCCACGAUACACGACCAUGCUGUCAAAGCCACGCUAUCAAAUAUUACAAACAUUUCGCAAGCGAUUAUCGAACCUGGCUUCACUUAAGAUAGAUGGAAUGGUUUUGGAUCCUAAAAUAAACAGUGAAGAUACUAUAAUACACAAUGUAAAUUGCAUGUUCAAAAGGCAAGCCGGACGCUGUCUGUGGCUUUUAAGUGCGCUGUUUGACGAUAUACCUAGUCAGCGCAGUGAAAUCUUUAAAAUAAUAAGGUUGAAUAAUCUACACAUCUUUCGUCGCAUGCAACGGUAUUUUCUUACGCAUGAGUAUAACUUUGAAAGCCUCGUCCCACGACUGUUGGUGAUACCAUGGAAAUCAUAUCGACAAGUAUUCGGCAAGAUGCCAAAUAUUCACGUCCAUUUUCGGUCUCUGUUUCUCAAGACCAUAAAAAUGAACGAACAUGCAGGGGCUAAAUUGAACCAGUGACAAAGCAGCCGCGUCAUUAUCCCUCCUUAUUGUGAAAAUGUUACUACAGUACAAAAUUUUCUAUUGGCAUAAUACAAGAUUUUAUAUAUAAAUAAAUAAGAUGUGUUUACUGAGACUUUUUUU
Messenger RNA from Diprion similis, 2751 nucleotides. RefSeq names its product telomerase reverse transcriptase-like (gene Tert). Bases 25 to 2628 code for a protein of 867 amino acids. Gene Ontology annotation, cellular component: telomerase catalytic core complex. Gene Ontology annotation, biological process: telomere maintenance via telomerase. The record is from RefSeq and is a predicted model, not a curated record. The transcript has 10 exons. NCBI's taxonomy places the organism in Eukaryota, Metazoa, Arthropoda, Insecta, Hymenoptera, Diprionidae. Gene Ontology annotation, molecular function: telomeric repeat DNA binding; telomerase RNA binding.